GGAUAUCGAUCGGUUCCUCUUCGUAGUCGCCUUCGAAUUCGCAGAGUGAGGAAGAAUGAAGGUGAGAUCAUCUGUGAAGAAGUUGUGUGAGUUCUGUAAGACGGUGAAACGUCGUCGACGUGUCUAUGUUAUAUGUUCAUCCAAUCCUAAGCACAAGCAAAGGCAGGGAUUCUCCUCCAUUGCUCAUGAUGGAAUCAUUCCUCCUCCUUUGUUUUCUGAGCCGGUUGCUAAUCAGGAGGUGGUGAGGAUGCCUGGUCAGGGCGUAUCAGUCGGUCUCGCAUCGCUUUUACACAAAAGGCCUGAGCCAGCAGCGGUUUUCGGAUGGAGGGGAGGUAUUGCAUCCAUUCUUUUCAAGCAAGGGAAUUAGCAAGUUAAACCAGCAUUUACUAUUUUGGAUUUUCUCAAGUUGUAAUCCAAGUUUGUUUCUCAACACAUUUACUUUGGUCCGUUGUAGGCUCUUCUAGACCCGUUUGAUUUGCUUGCACCUUAUAUGACUUAAAUAAAGAGACAUAUUAAACUUGAGUAUUUGCUUUUUAGAUUUUCCAGUGAAACAUAUGUUGCCUUUAUACAUUUUAUUUUAUAGUAAACUGUUUUACUAACAUCGGUCAGGGUCAUUUGGACAUGUUUACGAUCACAUUUCCGAAAAUUAUAUAAAAUGCGGCUUCACAAAGCACACCCACUAAAUGCGAAUCAAAUACAAAGAAGUGGAGAGAUACGUAGAAGACGAAGACCUUCUCCACGACAAAUGACCCCUUCUCUUUCUCCACCGUUGAGCUCUCGGCACGUAGGCCCCGCAGGUGAGGUAACAAGAAGCCCACCCAAAUGAGCAUAUUCCUGGGCCCCUCACUUUCCAAUCUUUGGACACUUCUACCUUUGGACAUAUCGCUUCCCUCCCCCAGUCAAAUCGUCAACAACUUGAUUCCAAAAGACCACCUUCAUCAAUAAUUGACGCACAGCUUUUCUUGUAAUUUCCACAUUUCUGCUGUCAUUUUAACCUAUUGAUAUCGAGGAAGGGAUGAAUGAAAUUAUUCAUUUCACUUUGUAUAUAAUUCGAACAUGAUUAUUUUUCAAAGGUUAUGUUCUGUAUUGGCUUACCUCUAUUAACUAAAAGAAUGACGGUGCGAGACUAUAGUCCUCUUAUAUCUAGAAUAAGAGCUCGGGUAUCUUCCUGGACUGCAAGGCAUCUCACCUUUGCGGGUCGUCUGCAGUUGAUUGGUUCCGUCUUAUAUAGCAUCAUCAAUUUCUGGAUGGCAGCGUUCCGUUUGCCAAAUAUGUGUAUACAGGAAAUUAAUAGUAUAUGCUCUGCGUUCCUCUGGUCUGGCCCGGCACUGUUAGCUCAGAAAGCAAAGAUUGCAUGGAUAGACGUAUGUAAACCGAAAGAAGAGGGAGGAUUAGGUUUGAGAAAUCUUUUGGAAGCAAAUAGAGUCUCUUGUUUGAAGCUGAUUGGGAGAAUUUUGACUGCAAGAUCAUCUUUAUGGGUGCAGUGGAUUUGGAAGUAUCUUAUACGUAAAGGAUCGUUCUGGAGUGUGAAGGAGAAGAGUAGCCUUGGAUCAUGGAUGUGGAAGAAGUUAUUACAGCUCAGACCGCUGGCUUUGCAGCUAACUAAAGUGGAGAUUAACAGUGGUUCUACUACAUCUUUUUGGUUUGAAAGAUGGUCUCAAUUGGGUAAAUUGAUUGAAUUAACUGGAGAGAGAGGGUGUCUCAUGCUUGGCAUACCUAUAAAUUCUACAGUUGAGAGGGUUGUUCAGACAUACAGAGCUAGGGAUCACAGAGACCCUGUUUCCCGACAAAUAGAGCAGGAAAUUAUGGCUUUGCGAAACCGAGGCCUUAAUCAGAUGGAAGAUGUAUGUCUGUGGAAAAGGGAGACAGGCUACUAUAAGGAAGGCUUCCUCACGUCUCAAACAUGGGAGCUGAUCAGAAUUAAAUCGCCAAGAGUGAUGUGGCACAAAGGCAUUUGGUUCCAGGAAGGUACUCCUAAAUUCUCCUUCAUAACAUGGCUUGCAGUUCAUGAUAGGCUAGCAACGGGUGAUAGGAUUCUUCGCUGGAAUCCUAGAGCCAUAUCAUCCUGCUGGCUAUGUAACUCGGCAACUGAAUCUAGAGACCAUUUAUUCUUUGAGUGUCUUUACUCUAGAGAAGUUUGGUAUGGAACUAUUGGUGAUUUGGCGGGCAAUAGAAGUCUACAUAGAUGGUCUCAGAUCAUUCAGUUCUUGGCAAAUGGUCUACAUGAGAGAAAUCUGACAUUUCUACUGAGGUAUAGCUUCCAAGUAGUGCUAUAUGCAGUUUGGCAUGAGAGAAAUGUGAGAAGGGUUGGUGAAACAUCUCAGCCAGCAGCUUGUUUGAUUGCAAGAUUAGACAAGUUGGUUAGGAAUAGAAUCACAUCAUUGAGAAGGAAAAAUGGCAGAAAGUAUGAGAAGACCAUGGAAGUGUGGUUUGGAAGAAGAUAGAGUUUGAGUUUAUGAAAUUUUUUAAAGUUUAAUCUAUAAGUCUGAUGUAUAGAAAAGGAAGCAGGUUUUUUUGUAAACAGGUUUUUUUGAUUUGAAUAAAUUUAAAAUUCUUUCAAAAAAAAAAAAAAUGUUGACGGUAUUCUAUUUAUUAUCAUAAUUGUAAAUAUUGAAUUCUAUAUUUUUGGAUUUAUAAUUGUAUCAACUUUUAUAUUCUAUACUAUAUUUCAGAUUGUACUGUAAUUUUUACAUCUUUAUAUAAAAAUGUCUUGCACUUUAAUUUCCUUUUGUUAGUAAAUAAAAGGUUAUAGUAGUACAGCUUACGUUCUUCUCCAGGUAUAUACCAAUAUGAAUGUUUGUUACCUAAAAAAUCAACAAAAAAAAAACUACUCACCUCCUCCUACAAUAUAAAAGUGUAAAUCAAUAUGGAUUUUUCAUCGUGUAUCUAUGUGCCCUGAUGAGGGUAUAAAACUGUAAACCAAAUCAAAGUUUGCAGUUGAAUAUAAGCCAUGUUGUCAACUUAAUUACACUAAUUGUACUAUAAAAGUCAGUAUCAAAGACAAGGGUAUGUUAUCAACUUACAAUGUGACAAACGAAAAAAAUAUAUAAAUGGUUAUGGAAGCAACUCGUCGAUUACAACGUGAGCCUUAAUGCACAUGGAAUCGUGACCCACUCGUACAUAAAGAGAUUCAUGAUGAUUUGUUUUGAUACUCAUAUAACUACUACUCAUUAUAAAAAAAACAAUUUGCAUGUUUUGCACGCAUCUACUAUAGUAAAAAAUGAAUAAUAUUAAAAUACAUACAUGCAUUUAUACGCAAUGGUUCCACGUGUGAUCUGUAGUCUGUAGAGAGAUACUGGCCGUGGAGCAUAUUUGGCAGAGGCUGCCGUCCACUUGCAAUUCCGUGACCUUCGGGAACCAACAUUUUAAAAUCAAUGACGUAGAUGCCGCGUUCGUCACUAGAUUUUUUAGCUUUUCUGUUAAGCUGAAUUUGAAUGAACAAUUAGUGUUAAUGCUUCAUUUCUAUAUUUGUUUGAUUUCACAUUGUUAAAAUGUCUAUGCAGAUUGUUUGGCGCUAGGGACACACAUACGAUAUUUUGUUGUUUUGGUAUAAACAACUUGGUGUCAAAUGCUUCUACUUUGUUCACCAAGUGUUUAAUCAAACAGGUAUUUUCUGCAACAAAGAAAAAUAUAUAUUAAAAGUCUAAUAAUUAAGGGUUGAUGUACACAUAAUAUAUGCAAAUCACAAAUACGUUUUACUUUAAGUGGUAAAGUUGAUUAAACAUAUAUUUUGUUUUCUUUUCUUUUCAAGGCAAGAGAAUUAUAUAUUAUUUGGUUAGCUUUGAUAUAAGAUGGACAGUUUUGA
Molecule: messenger RNA, 3805 nt
Organism: Brassica rapa (field mustard)
Lineage: Eukaryota; Viridiplantae; Streptophyta; Magnoliopsida; Brassicales; Brassicaceae
Product: putative ribonuclease H protein At1g65750
Biological process (GO): translation
Cellular component (GO): ribosome
Molecular function (GO): structural constituent of ribosome
Source: RefSeq, a predicted model, not a curated record